GGAUAGUUAGCUGUGGGACCACGACAGCUAAGGGGGUUUGAAUUUCCAACCGGGAGAGCCACAGAGGAUCACCGCUAACUUACAUACACAAUUACCGGUCUCUAGGGUUGACGGAUGAGUAGAUUGUAGAAGAGCAGGGAGGAUUGGGGUUAACAGUCAGACACAGUUCCACCCUGACAACCCAGUCACAACCAUGAUCACAGCGAUGCAGCAGGUGUUGGAUAACCUGGGGGAGCUGCCCACCUCCACGGGGGCCAAAGACAUCGACCUCAUCUUCCUCAGAGGAAUCAUGGAGAGUCCCAUUGUACGGUCACUCUCCAAGGCCCACGAGCGAUUGGAGGACUUGAGGCUGGAGGCGGUGCAGGACAACAAUAUAGAGCUGGUCACAGACAUCUUGGGUGACAUCACAGCCCUCAGCGUCCGUGAUGACAGCGCAGCGGAACUCUCCCGAAUCCUUCAGGAGCCCCACUUCCAGUCACUCCUUGAGGCCCACGACAUGGUAGCCUCUAAGUGCUAUGAGGCCGUGCCCCCAGCGGAGCUGUUUAAUGAGGAGCUGGGGAACAGUUCUCUGAUGCAGGCUGAUGCUGUACGCAUGAUCGGCAUCCGCAAGAAGGCUGGAGAACCACUGGGAGUGACGUUCAGAGUGGAGAAGGAGGAGCUGGUCAUCGCUAGGAUCCUCCAUGGAGGAAUGAUUGACAGGCAGGGUCUGCUGCACGUGGGUGACAUCAUAAAGGAAGUGAAUGGGCGGGACGUAGGGAACAACCCCACUGAGCUGCAGGAGAUGCUGAAGGACUGCAGCGGAGGAAUCACUCUGAAGAUACUGCCUAGUUAUAGAGAUGCACCCGCCCCACCACAGGUGUACGUGCAACCCCACUUUGACUACGAUCCAGCAAAUGACCAUCUGAUCCCCUGCCGAGAGGCGGGGAUUGGCUUCAAGAGGGGGGACCUCCUUCAGAUCGUCAACAGGGAGGACCCCAACUGGUGGCAGGCGUGUCAUGUGGUUGGUGGAGCCACUGGACUGAUCCCCAGUCAGUUCCUGGAGGAGAAGAGGAAAGCCUUCGUCCCAAGAGAUUUUGAUGGCUCAGGGAUCCUGUGCGGUACGAUAACUGGAAAGAAGAAGAAAAAGAUGAUGUACUUAACAGCCAGGAAUGCAGAGUUUGACAGGCACGAGCUGCAAAUCUAUGAGGAGGUGGCCAAGAUGCCCCCAUUCCAGAGGAAGACUCUAGUUCUGAUUGGAGCCCAGGGGGUGGGCCGACGCAGCCUCAAGAACCGACUGGUGGUCCUUAACCCAACAUGCUUCGGAACCACCAUUCCCUUCACCUCCCGGCGUCCCCGUGACGAUGAGCUGGACGGUAAGUCAUACCGGUUUGUGACGCGGACGGAGAUGGAGGCGGACGUGAAGGCGGGCGGCUACCUAGAGCACGGCGAGUACGACGGGAACCUCUACGGAACCAAGAUGGACUCCAUCCACGAGGUGGUGGACACGGGGCGCACCUGCAUCCUGGACGUCAACCCACAGGCUCUGAAGGUACUAAAGACUGCAGAGUUCAUGCCGUAUGUGGUGUUCAUUGCAGCACCAGAGUUUGAGACGCUCAAGGCCAUGCACAAAGCUACGGUGGACGCUGGAAUCACCACCAAACAACUCACGGAUGUGGAUUUGAGGAAGACUGUUGAUGAGAGUGCUCGUAUCCAGAGGACCUACAACCACUACUUUGACCUCGCCAUCACCAACGACAACCUGGACCGCGCCUUCCAAACGCUACAGGCUGCCGUCGACAAACUCUGCUCCGAACCACAGUGGGUCCCCGUCAACUGGGUCUACUGAACCCCAACCGGACACUGACCGGUCAACUUGACCGUGUAUGUGUUCGACCACAGAGACAGGGGAAAGGAAAGGAGGAAGGGUGUUCGUCAGGGACUUUGACGGGGAAAACCCAAACCAACCGCCUCGUCCCUCUCUCCCUUCCUCCUGCACACAAUGCACAUUUUUUCUACUCGAAACUCAAAGGCAAAUAGUUCUUAUUUAUUUUAAUAUUUGUAACUUUUUACGAAAUAUCUUUCUAUUCAUACCAACGUGGAAUUCAGAAACAUGAAAAAAAUUAAAAGGCCAAACAUCACGGCCAUAUUUAUUUGUUGUUAUGUUUUUUUUGUUUUUUUGUAGUUGUUCCUCUGAGAGCUAAUGAUGUUUGUUUUUUUGUAGUUGUUCCUCUGAGAACUAAUGAUGUUUGUUUUUUUGUAGUUGUUCCUCUGAGAACUAAUGAUGUUUGUUUUUUUGUAGUUGUUCCUCUGAGAACUAAUGAUGUUUGUUUUUUUGUAGUUGUUCCUCUGAGAACUAAUGAUGUUUGUUUUUUUGUAGUUGUUCCUCUGAGAACUAAUGAUGUUUGUUUUUUUCUCCGAGGACUGCUUUGAAAGAGUUAUUAUUGUUAUAUCAACACAGUUCAAGAACGAAGUUCAAGAACGACACUAUGGAAUAUUCCAGAACUAUGAGCAGUGUUGCCAAGGAAACCUGUUUACAGCGCUCGUUAUUGCCAUGACAACUACCGUGUCUCAGUCCAAAUCCUGUGAAGCCCACCCUUGUGAUUGUCGUAGGACCUCCCACCCCACUCCAAAGAAAAUCCCCUACAGUGCCCUGUAGUAUGUACUGUAGUUGGCUACCCCUUGAUUGGUUUGUGUUUAUCUCUUUAGAAUUAUGACUUAAGAAAAAAUUGACUUAUUGUCUGAAUAUCUAACCCUCACACAUCCCACAAAGAGAAUGAAGGGAAAAAGCUUUACACUUUACAUUGUAGUAUUGAAUAUCAGGAUCAAAACACUGUGUCUGUGUUUCAUGUCUUUCAUUGAGUUGUCUGUACUUUUAUUUUAGUACCGUAGGAUUCACUGUCUUUCAUUGAGUUGUCUGUACUUUUAUUUUAGUACCGUAGGAUUCACUGUCUUUCAUUGAGUUGUCUGUACUUUUAUUUUAGUACCGUAGGAUUCACUGUCUUUCAUUGAGUUGUCUGUACUUUUAUUUUAGUACCGUAGGAUUCACUGUCUUUCAUUGCUACGGUGAUCUUUUUAGCUAAGUGACAUUUUUGUCUCGCAUGAUCCUUUGCUUUGAGUUGUUGUUUUCGAAUAUUGAACAAAUACUACAUCCUGUUUUGAAGCGUUCUGUCUGUGUUGUGUCGACAGCAUGACCAUCAGAAUACCACUCACCAUCUACCCUAAUCUGUAUGUAAGGUGCUUAUUGUUGUUUUUUAAUCUGUUGCUAUCCCACAGUCCUCUCCUCCAGUAUCACAUCUCUAAAACCCUCCUGCACUGUAACCUAAAUACUACAUUCUGUUUCCUGUGGUCACUCUGAAAGAUUUCCCAACUAGUGACCAAUAACAGACAUCUCUAAUAGCAAUACAUUGUUACAAUAAAUUAACUGAAAUUCA
Molecule: messenger RNA, 3410 nt
Organism: Oncorhynchus kisutch (coho salmon)
Lineage: Eukaryota; Metazoa; Chordata; Actinopteri; Salmoniformes; Salmonidae
Product: MAGUK p55 subfamily member 6
Exons: 14
Coding region: 194-1825 (543 amino acids)
Molecular function (GO): protein binding
Source: RefSeq, a predicted model, not a curated record